GGACUUCGCUCUAUGUCAGUGCAGGCUCGGCAACCUCUAUGACUGUUGUACCGGCCCUGGCUAUUGUGCAACCGGGUUGGUUUUCUGCACUUUAAUAGACGGCAGAGAAGCGCUGCAUUUAAUGAUCAUCCAGAUUUGUUAAUAUCUGGUUAAUCAUUAAAGUGUCGGUGAUCCCUGCCGUACCGCUGGCUGCAGAUCAGCUGUGCACCGAGAAGGAAUGUUUGCCCGGCUGCCCCUGUCUGGCAUAUUUUUCCUCCCCAGCAGGAUGUCCUCCACAUCGUGUGCCCCCGUUCUCCCCGCGUCCCUCCUGCGAUCAGCUGCAUAUGUAGGGGGCUCAUGGCUGCACAGCUCGGAUUCUGCCUCGUUCCCGGUGCUGGACCCUGCUACCGGUGCCGAGCUGGUCCAAGUCAGUGACUGUGGCCCCACAGAGUGCAGGGAGGCACUGAAGGCGGCCUCAGGGGCCUUCCAGACGUGGAGAGAGGUGUCUGGCAAGGAGCGAAGUGUCCUGCUGCGUAAGUGGUACGAUCUGAUGAUCCAGAACAAAGAAGAUCUCGCCAAGAUAAUCACAGCAGAAAACGGCAAGCCCAUGAAAGAGGCACUCGGAGAGAUUCUUUACGCAGCUGGCUUUCUGGAAUGGUUUUCAGAGGAAGCUCGGCGUAUAUACGGAGAUGUGAUAUCCGUACCGCUAAAAGACCGCAGAGCCUUGGCCCUCAAGCAACCUGUUGGAGUGGCGACAAUCAUUACCCCGUGGAACUUCCCCAGUGCGAUGAUUACAAGGAAGGUGGGAGCUGCCCUGGCUGCCGGCUGCACCGUUGUGGUGAAGCCUGCAGAAGACACGCCAUUAUCUGCAUUGGCACUUGCAGAGCUUGCUCACCAGGCAGGGAUUCCAGCAGGGGUGUAUAAUGUUGUUCCAUGCUCCAGGGAGAAGGCGCCAGCUGUUGGAGAGAUCCUUUGCACGGAUCCGUCUGUUGCAAAAAUUUCUUUCACAGGGUCUACAGCGACAGGAAAGAUCUUGCUUCGCUAUGCUGCUGACUCCGUGAAGAGGGUGUCUAUGGAGCUCGGUGGACAUGCGCCAUUCAUUGUAUUUGACAGUGCAAAAGUUGACCAGGCUGUAGCAGGGGCUCUCGCUUCAAAGUUUCGGAAUUCCGGGCAGACAUGUGUAUGCACAAAUAGAUUUCUGGUUCAGAAAGGAAUACAUGAUGUCUUUGUGAAAAAGUUAACUGCACUGAUCCAAAAAGAGCUGCGUGUUGGGAAUGGAUUUGAAGAGGGAGUCAACCAGGGCCCUCUCAUCAAUUAUAAAGCUGUGCAGAAGGUAGAGCAGCAUGUCAGCGAUGCUGUAUCUAAAGGAGCUCGUAUUGAAGCUGGCGGCAAACUAUCUUCUGCGGGGAAGAAUUUCUAUGAACCAACUUUGCUAAGCAAUGUCACAACAAAAAUGCUUUGCUCACAAGAGGAAACAUUUGGCCCCCUGGCUCCAGUAAUAAAGUUUGACACAGAAGAUGAAGCCAUUGCCAUUGCAAAUUCCGCCAAUGUGGGCUUAGCAGGCUACUUCUAUUCUCAAGACCCAGCACAGAUCUGGAGAGUGGCUGAACGCCUUGAAGUUGGCAUGGUAGGAGUCAAUGAAGGUCUGCUGUCUUCUGUAGAGUGCCCGUUUGGUGGAGUAAAGCAGUCUGGUCUUGGCCGGGAAGGGUCAAAAUAUGGCAUUGAUGAAUAUUUAGAAAUUAAAUAUGUUUGCUUUGGGGGCCUAUAAUAUAAACUAGGUUUAUAAACAUUCUUCGACAGGAUACUCAGCAAAACGUGCCAUACACCCAGUUGGAAAAUGUAUUAAUGACAGAUGUAUGCUUUUAGAAGAAAAUUAAUGUUUUGAAUUAUCUGUUCCAGUGACGUUACAUUCUAUUCUGUAACGCUUUCCCUAGGCUAUUGUCGUGGGUCAGCUUCCUGGGAUUUUUUGUCUUAAUGUAGAAAAGGUCUAAAUAACAUAACUUAAAAGUUUAUUUUAAACUUUAUGUAUGGUUGUCAUAACAACAAUGUUUGUAUUGGAAAAUUCUUUGUAAUGUUUUUCUUUGUUUUCUGGAGGUGAACGCAUUAUUUUAAUUUGUCUGGCCUUUGACUUGGACAAUAUUAACUAAGUUUGUAUGGUGUUUAGUUGCAUGACUAGAAGCAGUGUGCUCUGUCUUAGGCUGGAACCCCUUUUGCCCCCCCCCAAGAGCAGGUAGGCUCUUCAGUGCACCACUGCUCAAUGGGUCGGUCACAAGGGUCCUCUCCAUAACCUGUGGUCGUAGAACCAGUUCUUCUACAGUACUGCACGUCAUUAAUAGUUGGAGUACCACGAUAGCGCGUUAUAUGCCAGCCCUCAGAGAAUUACAUUAAAAAAACUGCCCAGAAGUUGAAUACUUCAGAGGAUUUUUUUUAUUUUUAAAACUCCAGGUAAUCUCUAAACCAACAUUAAUGAGACCGUUCCAUGUUAAACAUAUUUUUCAUAGUAUUAAUAU
Messenger RNA from Spea bombifrons (plains spadefoot toad), 2489 nucleotides. RefSeq names its product aldehyde dehydrogenase 5 family member A1 (gene ALDH5A1). The record is from RefSeq and is a predicted model, not a curated record. Gene Ontology annotation, molecular function: succinate-semialdehyde dehydrogenase (NAD+) activity. The transcript is spliced from 10 exons. The coding region runs from base 218 to 1747 and encodes 509 amino acids. Gene Ontology annotation, biological process: GABA catabolic process. Lineage: Eukaryota; Metazoa; Chordata; Amphibia; Anura; Pelobatidae.